AUGGGAAAGGAGAAAGUAAGGAGUUGGGAGAAGAUGAAGAAACUUCUCAAACAAAAAUUCUUGCCAACUUACUAUGUGCAAGAAAAUUUCUCAAAAUUCCAUCAUCUCAAUCAAGGAAGUAAAACAGUUGAAGAAUAUGCAAGGGAGUUCGAGGCUUACAUCAUGAAAUGUGAUGUCUUGGAGGAUGAACCUCAAACACUAGUGCGAUUCUUAGGAGGUUUAGACCCUUCUAUUGCAAAUGUGGUUGAGUUGCAUUCUUACUCAACCUUAGAAGAGCUAGUUCUGUUGGCUCACAAAGUGGAACGUCAAAACAAAAACAAAUCCAAAGUGGUGUAUUUCGAUGACAUUUUGGUGUAUAGCAAGAAUGAAUUGGAGCAUGUUGAUCAUUUACACCAAGUGUGCGAAGUUUUGGAGAAGGAACAACUCUAUGGAAACCUUGAGAAGUGUCAUUUCUUCUCAAAUCAGGUUGCCUUUCUUGGCUUCCUUGUUUCACAUGAUGGCAUUGAAGUAGAUGAAAAGAAGGUGCAAGCCAUUAGAGAAUGGCCAUUCCAGUUCCAUCCAACAAGUAAGAAGUUUCCAUGGCUUAGCUUCCUUUUACAGGAGGUUUGUUCGAGAUUUUAG
Molecule: messenger RNA, 621 nt
Organism: Beta vulgaris subsp. vulgaris (sugar beet)
Lineage: Eukaryota; Viridiplantae; Streptophyta; Magnoliopsida; Caryophyllales; Amaranthaceae
Exons: 2
Coding region: 1-621 (206 amino acids)
Source: RefSeq, a predicted model, not a curated record